Messenger RNA from Penicillium lagena, 306 nucleotides. RefSeq lists its product as uncharacterized. Bases 1 to 306 code for a protein of 101 amino acids. The transcript has 2 exons. The record is from RefSeq and is a predicted model, not a curated record. Lineage: Eukaryota; Fungi; Ascomycota; Eurotiomycetes; Eurotiales; Aspergillaceae.
AUGGCACUUUGGCAGGUGGAGAAGUCUGCCAUCACCACUGCUGUCGACUGUACCUGCGCCACAGGUCAGUCGUACAGCAUGACCCUUUUUCCUGGCUCGUCGACCGUCGACACCUUCUGCAUGCCCUACGCUUCCUGUCCGCGCGGCAUGACUACUUCUGUUCACACAGAUAGCUUCUGCGCUACCGCGCCGGCGGGUGCAUGCGCGAAUGCUGCCGAGAAGACGCAGUAUUGUGCUUGUGCGGAUCCGACUCAGAGACCUGAGUACCCCGAUGGCCCGGAUGCUGCUCCGACGGCGUGUGCAUGA